Messenger RNA from Rhododendron vialii, 1619 nucleotides. RefSeq names its product GDSL esterase/lipase At5g45910-like. The transcript has 5 exons. The coding region runs from base 110 to 1207 and encodes 365 amino acids. NCBI's taxonomy places the organism in Eukaryota, Viridiplantae, Streptophyta, Magnoliopsida, Ericales, Ericaceae. The record is from RefSeq and is a predicted model, not a curated record. Gene Ontology annotation, molecular function: hydrolase activity, acting on ester bonds.
CCUUCCCACAUAACUCAACACCUGCAGCAACGUACAAACAUACAACUGCAGCAUAUCUCUCUCUCUCUCUCUCUCUCUCUCUCUCUCUCUCUAGAUUCUGCAUUUCACCAUGACAAUUCUUCUCCUCCUUACACUUUGUUUCGUUGGCUCAGUUUCAGCGACUCCUCUAAUCUAUGACUCCAUUUAUAGUUUUGGUGACUCCCUUGCCGAUACUGGGAAUUUUCUUCGCUCUGGUGCCCUAGCGUUUCCGGUCAUCGGAGAACUCCCUUAUGGUGAAACUUUUUUCAAACAUGCUACUGGACGGUGCUCGGAUGGACGCCUUGUGAUCGACUUCAUCGCUGAGGAAUAUGGGUUACCAUAUGUACCCCCUUAUCUAUCACUUGCCAAAGGAGAAAAAGUGCAGCAUGGAGUGAAUUUUGCAGUUGCUGGAGCUACUGCACUUGAUUCAAGAUUUUUCUAUGAAAAAGGAAUUGGACGAUUCCUGUGGACAAAUGAUUCGCUGAGUGUGCAGCUUGAAUGGUUCAAGAACCUAAAGUCCACCCUUUGCAACACUAAACAAGAUUGUAGCAACUACUUCAAGAGGUCCCUGUUUCUGGUGGGAGAGAUCGGCGGAAAUGAUUACAACUACCCUUUCUUCGUCGGUGGAAGCAUUAAACAACUUCAAGCACUUGUACCUCUUGUUGUUGAAGCAAUUGUCUCUGCCACUACUAUGCUGAUAGAGGAAGGCGCGGCGGAGUUGGUGGUGCCGGGAAAUUUGCCGAUCGGUUGCUCGGCAGUGUACUUGACAUUAUUCCAAAGUCCAAACAAAACAAGCUACGAUCAAAAUGGGUGUCUCAAGAAAUACAAUGCUUUUUCCAAGUAUCACAAUGCUCAGCUGAAACUUGCUCUGGAGAAAUUGAGGCAAAAGUACCCCCAAGCAAAGAUCAUUUACGCCGACUAUUAUGGCGCCGCUAAGCAGUUGUUUCACGUGCCGCUCCAUCACGGAUUCACCAAUGGAGCAGUGACGGCAUGUUGUGGAGGAGGUGGACCUUACAAUUUCAACAAUUCUGCAAGAUGUGGACACACAGGGUCCAAAUCAUGCAACAAUCCCUCAACUUUUGCUAAUUGGGAUGGAGUCCACUUAACCGAGGCGGCCUAUCGAUACAUUGCUACGGGUUUGAUUGCCGGACCUUUUGCUUCACCACCCCUCCAGUUCCCUAUCGACUGACUCCUCACGCUCGUGAGAAGACUCUAAUUAUUUAGACAUCACACAUUUUUUUGGGAUCGACACACUUAAUCAUGGUCUCAUAAAAUUGUGAGAUGACUAAAGAUUUUGGCGUGCCACUGACUGUGUCCCAUGAGUACCUAAUAAAAUUUUUUUUUUCAAUGAAUCUCAUGGAAUUGUUGUAGUUUGAAUAUUCUUGCCUCAAAACUGUUUGGGUACUGGAUUAUCUAGAGUCACCAUUGCCUCCAUACUAGAUGCUUGUGAUAGCUUUGAACUUUCAUAUGAGGAGUGGUUCUGUUUAGUAUCAGUUUUGGAGCUUAUUGCUUUUUAUCUUUUGGUUUGCUUCAGAUAUCUGGUGAACCCCGUGUUGUGAGGAAAACUCUUUAUCAAUGAAAUUUCGAAAGAUUUUUACUUA